AGAAACGUUUUGUUUUAUAAGCACAGUAACAGCGGUUUCCUUUUAAGAUUUUAAAAAGUGUUUUAUUUCUAAAAAUAGAGUAAUCGUAAAAGAUGUUUAGAAGAGGAAUUGCAUCGUACAGCGUUUUCCCUCAUCUUUUGAGUAUAUAAAAAUAUCAUGUAAAUAUAUUGAAACGUUAUCUCCUAACCUGUACAGUUUCUGACACGCCGCAUUAUAACAGUUACGGAAGUUUUUCUUGAAUAGUAAUAAUUUAAAUAAAUUAAGUAUGUUUGAAGCGCAUAGCAUUAAUGCUGAACACAAGGAUUUGAUCCACGAUAUUGCCUAUGAUUUUUACGGGCAACGAAUGGCAACAUGCUCCAGUGACCAGUUUGUAAAAGUCUGGGAUGAAGACGAGCAUGGAAAUUGGCACUUAACUGCAUCUUGGAAAGCUCACAGUGGCUCUGUAUGGAAAGUUACAUGGGCACAUCCAGAAUUUGGUCAAGUACUUGCAACAUGUUCUUUCGACAGAACAGCGGCUGUAUGGGAAGAAAUAGUUGGAGAAGGUUCAGGCCCAGGUGAACGUGGCAUGAGACAUUGGGUUAGAAGAACAAAUUUAGUAGAUUCCAGAAAGUCAGUUACAGAUGUGAAAUUUGCACCUAAAACCCUUGGUCUAUUGUUAGCUACUUGUAGUGAAGAUGGAGUGAUUAGAAUAUAUGAAGCUCCGGAUGUUAUGAACUUGAGUCAAUGGACACUCCAGCAUGAUAUUAGCUGUAAGCUUCAAUGUAGUUGCCUUUCAUGGAAUCCAUCUCUGUCAAGGUUACAUCCUCCAAUGAUAGCAGUUGGAAGCAAUGAUCAAAGUCCAUCUUCUGGAGGGAAAGUGUUUAUAUACGAAUACUCUGAAAGUAGUAGGAGAUGGGCAAAAACAGAAACAUUAGCCAUUGUUGACCCUGUUAAUGAUAUUGCAUUUGCUCCAAAUUUAGGUAGAAGUUUUCAUACAUUAGCUGUUGCAACAAAAGAUGUACGGAUAAUUACAUUGAAGCCUAUAUUGGAUACUGUACAAAGUGGUGCACCACGCUUUGAACUUACUACAGCAGCACAAUUUUUUGACCAUGAUUGUACUGUGUGGCGUGUAUGUUGGAACAUUAUGGGAACUAUCUUAGCAAGUUCAGGAGAUGAUGGUUGUGUUCGGUUAUGGAAAGACAAUUAUAUUAAUAACUGGAAGUGUGUUGCUGUUUUGAAAGGUGAUGGCACUGCUGCUCAGAGUGCUGAAACUCCAACAGCAGCAACUCCACCGAACCAUUCAGUAGGAAUGCAACAGACACCUUCUACAACAAGAGCAGUAACUAUAGCAACAGUCACUGCAGAAAAGCCUACAGUUACAGUUAUGUGCAUCAAUAAAUGGCAAGCUCCUGUUACAAAGGGUCGUUUCAGUAAAUCUGUUUGGCUAGGGAAUCCCAGCGAAGCAACUCCGCCACCGCCCCCAAUUUUAGAAUGUCCAAAGCCAAAAAAAUAA
Messenger RNA from Dufourea novaeangliae, 1492 nucleotides. It is a transcript of the gene Nup44A, whose product is annotated as nucleoporin seh1-A. NCBI's taxonomy places the organism in Eukaryota, Metazoa, Arthropoda, Insecta, Hymenoptera, Halictidae. Gene Ontology annotation, molecular function: protein binding; structural molecule activity. Bases 266 to 1492 code for a protein of 408 amino acids. Gene Ontology annotation, biological process: cellular response to amino acid starvation; positive regulation of TORC1 signaling. The record is from RefSeq and is a predicted model, not a curated record. The transcript is spliced from 7 exons. Gene Ontology annotation, cellular component: Seh1-associated complex; nuclear pore outer ring.